Coprinopsis cinerea okayama7#130 is the source of this 492-nucleotide messenger RNA. RefSeq lists its product as hypothetical. The record is from RefSeq and is a predicted model, not a curated record. NCBI's taxonomy places the organism in Eukaryota, Fungi, Basidiomycota, Agaricomycetes, Agaricales, Psathyrellaceae. The transcript is spliced from 3 exons. Bases 1 to 492 code for a protein of 163 amino acids.
AUGCCCAUGACUUCUCAAGAGAUCUCCUACGCGAAGCUGGAUCCACCACUUGGCUGGCUUGUGCUCUCGCUGGUUCGAGCGCUCUAUCCUUCCGACAUCCCUCCAGAAAUGCGUCAAGAAAUUCAAGACAAACUCUACGGAUACCUAUCUCACCAGAAUCACGUCGCCCCGCUUCGUAUUGCAAACAUAUUCCUUGCCGUCUAUUUCUUCAAAUGCGCUGCCGUAGGAGAUGCGUUUAAACGUGUCUUUGUGUCUUCCAGUGGCUUCAAGUCUACAAGUCAUGCCGCUCUGGCCGUGUUCAGGAUCUUUUCUGUAUUCUAUGUUCUUGCCUCAAAGUCCCAGGACGAUGAUGCAGCGAUACAUACCCGAAGAAUUGUAAGAAUGACGCCGGCCGAUGGUGGCUACGCUUAUGACGCAGAAGACGCGGCCAACCUGGAGAAAAAGGCCCUUGAUAUCUUCAACUGGAACAUCUCCGUUUCCGUCGAGAAGUAG